Molecule: messenger RNA, 2900 nt
Organism: Vespa crabro (European hornet)
Lineage: Eukaryota; Metazoa; Arthropoda; Insecta; Hymenoptera; Vespidae
Product: DNA replication complex GINS protein PSF1-like
Exons: 4
Coding region: 190-771 (193 amino acids)
Biological process (GO): DNA strand elongation involved in mitotic DNA replication; DNA replication
Cellular component (GO): GINS complex
Source: RefSeq, a predicted model, not a curated record
AGUGUUUAUUUACAUUUAUAUAAAUUACAAGCAAUAACUCUACAAGCUUUUAUACUCCCUUUUAAAAUCAAUGUGUCAUAAAAUAGUUAUAUUUUUACAUUCAUAGACAUUAUAGUCAUAGAUAUGUGUAUAUAUAUGUAGAAAUAUAUUUAAUGCAUUAUAUAUUUAAAUACAAAUAAAUAUCUAAUCAUGUUUGGGAAAGAGGCCUUCCAACUUAUUACAGAACUUGAUUUGUCUGAUGAUAUAAAACCCUUCAAUGAAUCUGUGGUCAGACAAGUAUUGGAAGAAAUACAUUAUCUUUAUGAAGCAAAUUUACUUGAUAGCAAUGCUAUCAAAAAUGAUGGCAAUACAGCAUUACUUCCGUCUGUACAAUUUCGACAUAUAGCUUUAACUAGAAACAAAAGAUGUAUCUUAGCAUACUUGUAUAAUAGAAUGAGAAGAUUACGUCAAAUGCGUUGGGAAUUAGGUAGCAUCUUACCACCAGAAAUCAAUUCUAAUUUACUUAAUGCAGAAAUUCAAUGGUUCCAUUCAUAUAAUAAAUCUUUAGCUACAUAUAUGAGAUCUAUAGGAGAUAGUUGCGGACUUAAUUUGACAGUAAAUAUGUUACCACCUAAAUCUCUUUAUAUAGAAGUUAAGUGUUUAACAGAUUUUGGCAAGCUAGAGAUUGAAAAUGGACAAGUAGUCACUCUCAAGAAAAACACAUAUCAUUUAUUACCUAGAGUAAUCUGCGAGCCUCUUAUCAGACAGGGUAUAUUAGAACAUCUCGCAUGAUGCGUUUGUUGUUUGAUAUUACAAAAAAGAAAAAAAAAAAAAAAAAGAAGAUUUUGAAAUUCAAAUCAUAUUAUUUUUAUACCAUACAUGCUUUACAAUAAAAUACUAAUUUAUGUAUAAAGAACAUUUCUAACAGAUCUUUCAAAGAACCGAAAUUUGAAUGUUAGACAAAAAUCUAUCACGUGAUCGUUUCUUAACUAUAUGUUUAUGUUGGAUUUUCCAAGAGAAAGUGGAUUAAAAUAAGGAUACUUUUAGAAAACACAUAUUUCUAACACAUGUUUUCACAAGGAUUUUCCCAAGGUGUUCAAAUUCAAAGUUUAUUUGUGCAGAAUAUUACUUAAGCGUAGUCAUCGGUUGUCUUCGAUUCGUGAUGAGUGGUAUAUUCAGAACGGACAACGUAUAUUUCUCAGAUAGUGAUACGAGUCAAGAUUAUUUUUUUCUCUAUCAUCGUUAUUUCACCGUGAAACAAAAUAUUCAUUCUCAGCGCGAAUCGGGAUAUUUUACGAACGAAGGAAACACGUUCUGCAGUGUUGGUGUUCUAAGUAUUGAGAAAGAAAAAAAAAAACAAAAGAAUUCUUCGUAAAGAAAAAAAAAAAAAAAAAGAAAAAGGAAAUUAUUUUUUACUAACAGGCUCUUCAUGUUUCGUCAUAAAUGUCCGAACAAUUGAGCAUACGUAAGUAUUAAUAUUAUUAUUAUAAUUUUGCAAUGUUGUUUUCUCUCUUUUUUGUUUUUAUGCCGAAUGACUUUCUUCCUCUUCUUCGAUAAAAAUAUUUAAAAGAUUAUCAGAGAUAGCGAUUAUUGUAUGAUGGCGAUAUAAAAAAGAAAAAAAAAAGAAAAAAAAAAAAGAAACAACCAAAAAAAAAAGAAAAAGACAAAAUAUAAAAGUAAAAAUUCUUGUAUAAAUCGAUUGAUUUACAAUAUAAAAACGAUUGAGUUCUACGAAUAUAAACAAUUUCGUUAACUUGAACAUAAUCAAAUCUGUCUCUAUUAUUACGAUCAUGAUGAAUAACAAGUUGUUGUGAUUUUUCUAAUCAUUUUGAUAUACGUACAUAUUAUAAAUAUAAAUCUUGAUAGAUCAAAAAGACGUCAUUUAUAAAUAAUUUAACGUGAUUUAACAAUGAUUGUUUGUUUAAAGUAACACAUUUAGAUGUAACAUAGCGUUAUUGUAUGAAUCCUAUGCGUACGCUAAAGAUCAAAGGAUGAUUAAUUGGGAUAUGUUAAAGCUUUCAAGUUUGUUUUUUUUUCUCUCUCUUUCUUUUCUUUUUUUUUUUUUUUCUUAUUUUUUAACUGCAUUCACCUCUGUUCAUUUGCCAACUCGUGGAAAUAAUAUCGAGAAAAUCAGUUGAAGAAACCAAACUCGAAAGAUCAAAAUUUUCUGAGACUAUAGAGAUCUGGGCAAAAAUAUCCACUACUUUCCGUUUUGUCAUUGAGUCAUCGUACUUUCCCAACCUCGUGUAUAACCAAACAACAACGCUUGACAUUCGACAAAUUUUAUGAUGAUUUCUCUAAAGCCAAAAUACGCUUAAUUUAGGAAAUCAUGUUUUGUUCAAAUUUAUAUAUGAAAUAAUCGAUAUAUCGAAUAAAUUUAAUUUUAAUUUACUCGAAAUUGUAAAAAAGAUCAAUAAAAUAUAGAUAAGGGGUAUUUUCAAAGGGCUCAGAAAAUAAAAAGAAAGAAAAUAUCGGUCUUAUCGUUAUCAUACAAAUGAAAUUAUCGCAGAUAUACAAACAGGGAUUUUACAAGGCUAGAACUAUAUUGCCCUAUCUCUUUCAUAUUACGAGACCGCGCGUUGAUUUAAAUUUUUUUUUCUCUCUACAUUCCCUAACGUUCUAAUAUAUAUUCUCUAAUUUUUGAGUAUUGUUAUCUUUUUCCUUAUAGUCAAAUUCCAUGAAUAUUAUUAGCGUGAUAAAAUAAGAUUCGAUUUUCUUUUCUUCUUCUUGGCAUUCUUUAUAUUUUGGGAUAAUUUUUAAUCAGAAAGAAGUAUUGUUAACAAUACGCACAACUUUAAGCCGAACACGAUACGUUGAUAAUAUAUUUUCUGUUCUUAUCUCGUUCAGGUUUUCCCCAGAUAACUUGAGUAACAUCCAUUAGGAUUUAUAAUAAAAAAAAAAAAAAAAAAAAAGAAAAAAAA